Molecule: messenger RNA, 4353 nt
Organism: Dermacentor andersoni
Lineage: Eukaryota; Metazoa; Arthropoda; Arachnida; Ixodida; Ixodidae
Biological process (GO): regulation of gene expression
Cellular component (GO): nucleus
Source: RefSeq, a predicted model, not a curated record
GCCAAGUACGUGUGGUUCGCACAGGGCGGUUCGUUCCGAGUUGAAGUUUGCGUCUGAGUUGAAAGUCUGAACAAGUACGCGUAUGCGAAGUGUUAUGUGCAGUUGGAACUGCGGACAUAAUCAUUGGUGCGAAAGAGUCCUCUAGACAUGGAUGGGGAAGAACAAUUUGAGCUGGCAGCUCUACCUGCAACGAUGACCUCUGCAACCUCAUCAACAAGCAGCUCUGAAACUUCUACAGAAUCGGACACCACGGAUAGUGACUCGGAAGUCAGCGAUGGCACCGUAGGAGCUUCAGCAAAGAAGCCUGGCAAAAGUGUCGGCAUGUGUCACGAGUGUAGUGUGUGUGGGCAGCGUUUUGCAAGCUGGAAAAGUGCAAAAAUUCACCUUGCUAAACAUGCGUGCGAGGAACCAUACGCCUGUACCAACUCCAGCCAGAAGUUCACCCAGAAAGCUAAUGUCAUUAAAUACCAGCAUGUCCACACGGGUAAGGUGAGGUUUGUGUGCGAGCAGUGCCCAUCUAAAUUUAACUCGAAGCUAGCGCUGGACAGGCAUGAGCAGUUGCAUGCGAGGGGAGUGGAGCUCUUUCAUUGCCCUGAGUGCUUCAAGACCUUGUUGCUCAAGACAAGCCUCCAGCGGCACCUGAAGUGGCACACGAUGGAGAAGCCGUACUCAUGCCACCUGUGCCCAGCCACCUUCGUUUACGAAUAUCUCAGAGACAAUCAUGUGCUACUACACACGAAUGGGAAACCAUACAGCUGUCAUCUGUGCCAAAAAUGCUUUGCCUGGAAGAAUAAUCUCAAUGCACACGUGCAGCGGAUACAUGGAGAAAUCAAGACCACUGUGACAAAUGUUAUGACCAGGGUGGAGGUAACAUUGCCGAGCAGCCCUUCAGCCAUGCUACCGCCUGUCGUGACAACUGUGAACGUCAAGGCAGAGCCAGUCAGCCCUACAACCACACUUCCUCCUGGCCAUGCAGACGUGGAUGGGGAAAAACUAUCUGAGCCAGCUUCCCUGCAGCCAAGGGUCACCUCUGUAGCUGCACUGCCGAGCCUCAGUGACACUUCUGCAGACACUUCCACCACAGACAGCGACCCAGAAAUCUCCAGUAGCACCUUGGGAGCUCCAGUGAAAAAGCCUGGCAGGAGCGUUGGAAGGUGUCAUGAGAGUAGUGAAUGCAGGAAGAACUUUACGAAGACAGCAUCCGCAGAAAACAGCCUGCCCGAACACACAAGCAAUAGAACACGCACCGCUUGCCCCAUCUGUGGCCAAGUGUUUGCCCACAGGCACCUACUCAAAAGGCAUCAGCGCACUCACCAUAGGGCUGACACACAGUUUGUGUGCCGGCUGUGCCCGUCCAUAUUCAAGAAAAAGUCAUCUCUGGACAGGCACAAGCGGCUACACACAAGGGGAGUGGGCCUGUACCACUGCCACAAGUGUGGCAAGAUCUUCAAGCGGAAAGGUAUCCUGCGGCAGCACCUGACAUGGCACGAGACGAAGACGCCAUACAAGUGCCACUUGUGCCCAGCCACCUACAUACACCGCUGUGAACGGAACAAUCAUGUGCAAACGCACGUGGCUGAAAAGCCGCACCGCUGUCCCAUGUGCAAAAAAAGAUAUACCUGGCGGCGUAGCCUCACAAUGCACAUGCGUUGCAGUCAUGGCGGCGUCAAGCUCACUGAGGAAUGCCAUGACGUCAGUGAAAAAGAAAUAGUUGAGCGAGCAGCCUUGCUGCCAAGCAGCACGGUUACUUCAAGGGACGAAGCCACCGUGGAUAGCAACCCAAAGAGCCCAGGGAGUGCCAUCUUGGCUGCAGUGACACAGGGCAGCAAGGGCACCGGCCUCAACAAGUCCUCCAAGUGCAGUGUGCGUGGGCAUUGUUUCGUGCCCCAGGGUGAGAAGCUGCACAAGUGCCCUGUCCGCAAGCGGACGUUUGCCCAAAAGCACUCACUCGCGACCCAACAGGUCACGCACUCUUGCAAGAAACAAUUGCCCUGUUCUACAUGCGGGGAGCUGGUAAAGCGGAAGAACCUCGCCGCGCACGAACUUUCCCACCAAUCCGAGAAGUCACUUUAGUGCUGCCACUGCUUGGCAAUGUUAGCAAGCAGAAAAACACUUACAAGUCGCAUCCACACGCAUGUCGGCAAGAGGCCGUACGGUUGUAAAGUGUGCAGCAAGCGUUUCAUACAUGUUGGGACGUCGUACCACCAUCGCCGUACUCACAUUGGUGAGAACUGGUAGAAGUGUUCAUAUUUAAAACUCCUUUCACGAAAUCCGGUCAUCAGCCAAAUCACACACUCAUGGGCAAGCUUGAGGUGAUCGUCGAUGACUACAAUGCGACUCUUUCUCCACAAAGCAACAAACCACAAAAUUUUCACACUGAAUGCUGAGCAAUUCCAGUACCCUGCCUGACUAAAGCUCUAAUGGAUACCUUUCAAGGAUGGACGAUUUGAGUAUGGGCGAUGUGCAGUUGUGAUAAGCUGCUGCUGUAUGCUUGGCUUUAUUGAAGAAGCUUAGCUAGUAGCGCUAGUACUCUUUAGGGAGGCACUAGUGUAAGUAUGUUUGAGAAUGCAUCUUGGAACAGCAAUGGUGAUGGUAAUAUGUGUACACAAGGAGCUUUGUUUCAGGAGCUUCUGUCUAAAUACACGAGAAUGGAGAAAUUGUUCAGCAUUCUGUGCGAAAAUUUCACACUGGAUUUAAUGAGGCCCACUGCAUUCGAUCGAAUAAUUUACGAUAUGUUAGAAUUUGAUAUCUCAUUUAGGUCAUCAGUUUCCUUAAAAAUAUAUAUAAAUUUCAGAUAUUGCAAUUCUGUUAACAAUAUCAUAAUUCUAUAAACUCUAUCUAUUCAGACUUCUAAAAUGGACAAAAGUGAUGAAUUCUCUGCUGAUCUGGAACAUACUACCAAUAUUUGAGUUGGACUAUGGGAUUGUAUGGUGGGUGCAAAACUAUGGAAAAAAGCUACUCAGAUAUAUAAGAUGCGUACCACGUCUCACUUGUUGUUAUUGUCAUCAUAUUGAGUUGUACCAACUAGUUUAAAAAAUGUGGCUUGCUUCUGUUGCCAAUCCAAAAAAUGAAGCGCCAACGGUAACGGCACACAAAGAAGGAACAAAAGACAGGACAAGGCGCUACUUGCAACUGUUUAUUGAAGUCAAAGGUGGCUGAUUAUAUAGCCGUGGGGAGAGGGGGGCGAAAAAAGAGGGACACUGAUUAUGUGAAUGCGCACGUGCGAGAACACUAAGAUAUAUUCGAAGGGAAUCACGAUUAAUCAAAAUCUAAAACUUAUCUAAAAACAUGCUUUCAUUGUUAUAAAUGUUCAGAGACGGGGUGCUCACACAGGCGUCCCUUCUUUUCUUAAUCUGGUUGGCCUCCAACAAUUCACGCGCCACAGAAUCUUUACUUGUAAAGAUGAUGUAAACAUGAUGUAAACAAUCAUGUUUACAAGUAAAGAUUCUGUGGUGCAUGAACAUUUAUAAUAAUGAAAGCAUGUUUUUAGAUAAGUUUUAGGUUUUGAUUAAUCGCAAUUCACUUCGAAUAUAUCUUCAGUGUUCUUGCACAUGCGCAUUCACAUAAUCAGUGUCCCUCUUUUUUCGCCCCCCUCUCCCCACGGCUAUAUAAUCAGCCACCUUUGACUUCAAUAAACAGUCGCAAGUAGUGCCUUGUCCUGUCUUUUGUUCCUUCUUUGUGUGCCGUUACCGUUGGCGCUUCAUUUUUUGAAAGCUAUGCACCAACUAGCCCCACAAUGUGUUUUUCUGUUGCCAAGUUUGUUAAAAUAAUUAGAGAUGUCACCAUCAUGUGCUAGUUGCACAGUGUAAUAAGUGUAAUAAAAUAUCAAAUGGUUUAAUUCUUGAGAAAACAUGUAAUUAUUUAUUUUGAUUCGUUUGAGUGCUAUAUGUGAAGGCAUGCUUAUAUCACUCUAUGUACUUCUCUUGGGUCAAUAAUCAUGGAUAUUGCUGCGGUACAUUACUGUUUCCUGCCAUCUAAUGUAUAGAAGCAUAAGCUGAUAAUUAUGCUGAGCGAUAUGUGAACAUUUCUGGCUUUUGGAGGACCCCUGAAAAAUAAUUAAUUGAAAGAGUCAAAGCUCUUACACAUCCAGCUUUUUUGACGCAGUGAAAUACAGCUGUCUGUGCUGGGAAUAGUGCACUGUGUAACAACUUGCCGGCAUAAAAAGAAAAGAGAUCCAAGUACUGCAUGAAGUUGUCACCUGCUGCAGACAUCAACAUGAGAACCUAGGCUGAACAGAGAUUUUAUGUGCAUCGAACCACAACGCAGUGCCAAUUGGGUUGACAAAGUAAGUUUGGCGUAUUUUUUCUUAGCUUUAGUAAUCUGGAGAUUUGAUUAAAAGCAGUGUGACCUUGG